CCUAUCCAGACCUGUAAGAGGAGCACGCCAGGAGCCAGGAUAGCACUCUCCACCAGCAAAAAUCCACAAGUAACAAGAAGACACAGCAAAGCAGAACCUCUUUGACAAGAUGGUGCUGGAAACCCUGAACCCGAUGCACUACAACAUCACCAGCCUGGUACCGGACACGAUGCCCGUGGCCACCGUGCCCAUACUCAUCCUCAUGUGCUUUCUCUUUCUCAUAUGGAAUCAUGAAGAGACUUCAUCAAUACCAGGGCCAGGAUACUGCAUGGGAAUCGGCCCCCUGAUCUCUCAUGGCAGAUUUCUCUGGAUGGGAGUUGGGAAUGCCUGCAACUACUACAAUAAGACAUAUGGAGAAUUUGUGAGAGUUUGGAUCAGCGGUGAAGAAACAUUUAUAAUUAGCAAAUCCUCAAGUGUGUUCCACGUAAUGAAGCACUGGCAUUACGUGUCUCGAUUUGGGAGCAAGCUCGGAUUACAGUGCAUUGGCAUGUACGAGAAUGGGAUCAUAUUUAACAACAACCCAGCACACUGGAAAGAAAUUCGCCCCUUUUUCACCAAAGCUCUGUCUGGCCCCGGGCUGGUGCGGAUGAUCGCCAUUUGCGUGGAGUCAACCAUCGGCCACCUGGACCGGCUGCAGGAGGAAACCACGGAGCUGGGCAACAUCAACGUGCUCAACCUCAUGAGGCGGAUCAUGCUCGACACAUCCAACAAGCUCUUCCUCGGGGUCCCUCUGGAUGAAAAUGCCAUUGUGCUUAAGAUUCAGAACUACUUUGAUGCCUGGCAAGCACUUUUAUUAAAGCCUGAUAUAUUUUUUAAGAUUUCUUGGCUGUGCAAGAAGUACAAAGAUGCAGCCAAGGAUCUUAAAGGAGCAAUGGAAACCUUAAUAGAACAGAAACGACAAAAGCUUUCCACUGUGGAAAAGUUGGACGAACACAUGGAUUUUGCAUCCCAGUUGAUUUUUGCACAGAACAGAGGGGAUCUGACUGCUGAGAAUGUGAACCAGUGUGUGCUGGAGAUGAUGAUUGCUGCUCCUGACACUCUGUCUGUGACUCUCUUCUUUAUGCUAAUCCUGAUUGCAGAGCACCCCACAGUGGAAGAGGAGAUGAUGAGAGAAAUAGAAGCUGUUGUGGGCGACAGAGACAUCCAAAGUGAUGACAUGCCAAACUUAAAAACUGUGGAGAAUUUUAUUUAUGAGAGCAUGAGAUACCAGCCAGUGGUGGACUUGAUCAUGAGGAAAGCGUUACAGGACGAUGUCAUUGACGGCUACCCUGUGAAAAAGGGCACAAACAUCAUCCUCAAUAUCGGCCGGAUGCACAAACUCGAAUUCUUCCCAAAGCCAAACGAGUUUUCUCUUGAAAAUUUUGAGAAAAAUGUCCCUUCCCGCUAUUUCCAACCCUUUGGCUUCGGCCCCCGGAGCUGCGUGGGGAAGUUCAUUGCCAUGGUCAUGAUGAAGGCAAUCCUAGUGACUCUUCUGAGGCGCUGCAGGGUACAGACAAUGAAAGGAAGAGGCCUGAACAACAUCCAGAAAAACAAUGACUUAUCCAUGCACCCCAUAGAAAGGCAGCCUCUGCUGGAGAUGGUUUUUACACCCAGAAGAAAUGCAAACGAGAAUCAGGGUGAUAGAAUGGAUCAGCGCUAAAAGUUACAGGAUUUUUCAGCCACUAAGAAAUAUUCAUCAUUCCUAGUUCAAUACAGAAAGUAAAACAUUUUUUACCCCCAAAUGACUUCAGGUGACACCUUGUUUUGCCUGUGCAGCAGAACCACAGGCUACAAUUGGAAAGACUGAAAGUAGAGAAUAGUUUUGUUGCAGAUGAAGCCAUGCCAUACAACUCCUGAUUACUUUUUCAAACCAUAGAGUUCAGACAAAGUUAUGCCUUCCCUUUCAAACACUGCCAGUUCAGAGGUUUGAGGGCCAACAAACAAACAUACCUGAUGUGUGUUUAAUUCCUUUUUUCCCCACCUCCCUGAAGCUGGACCUAGCAAUACUUGACCACAGCAAAAGCUCUAAUUAUCUGUUUUCGAAACAGCUGAAUGAAUAAUAUUAGUUCAUUUCAAGACUAAGAAAAAAUUUAAAGUAUUUAAGAUGUCUAUAAGUUGUAAAGAAAUGUUUGAACAAGAAGUCAUUCAAACCUUUUUCUUUACCAUGUUUUGCUGUCCUGUUAAACAGAUACCAAAGAUCUACAUUGUCACACAGAUUUCACCAAUAGCAGUAAUUUGCAGAGUCCUAGGUAAUAAUGGCAGUUGAGAUAACUGUUCAAUGUUUUUAAAGCCCAGUCUCCUGCUGCAGGGGAUCUGUAAAGAUCUUAAUAAAGGCCAGGUGAGAAUGAGGUAAUGAACGCCAAACAUGACCACCAGCAUUACAUGGGUGGGGUGACUUCCAGCCCCACCUCCUCACCCGAUUGACUGUAGAAAUUUGCCACCUCCCCUCAGCUUGAGUUAAGAAGGUCACAUUCUCUCUAAACUGUCAAAGGUGUGCCAAAUCCUUUUUUGACCUGGUUUUAGUUGCUCAAUUCCACUUCAGAGGAAGAUUUGGAGUUGCUGCCGAUGUUCCCACAGCACAGCAGGAGACAGGGUCCCUCCCUAAUGAUCCAAAUCACUCCUGGGGCUUUUUCUGUAAGAGCUCUGGGCUGUGUCCUGCUCUCCAGCAUCUUGCUCCAUGCCCGCUCAUGUAGAGAGGUUCUGAAAGCGCUUACAAAAAUAAACGCUCUCACAAGAGGCAAAUUUCACUGAGUGAGUGCCCAGAGUUUGGUAGUGACAAACGAGAGAAGUUCUGAAUUAACAAGCAGAUUUCUAGAAAAUGUUUUUCAAGUUGUUUUGCAUACACAAGUUUUUAUUUUGACUAUAAACCGGGCCAGGGUUUCUGCUUAUCCUUAACAGGAAAAAGGGACAACUACUCAACCUUUCUGUUCAGAAUUGACCCAUCUUGAAAUGUGUACAGUCUGGACAUUGAUAUCUUUACUAGCCUAAUGAGGAGUUGCCAACUUGGUCAAGAAGAAAAAGAUCUUCCUGGCUAAAUGACAACAUUCCUUGACAGAGCCUUGCCAUUUUCAUCACGCUUGAGUUUUCAUACUGUGUAACACAAAGAAAGAGAUUUUUUCCAGAUAAAGUGCCUUGAUAAAGACAACCAACCAAUGUACAAUAGGCUUUAUAUUAACCUUUCCCUUCCAAGUCAUUUAAACUAUAAUAGAAGGCAAGAAAAAAAGGGAAAAAAGAGAAAAAUUGUGUCUUUACUCUGAAAAUAUAAUUAAAAUUGAUUAAUUAAUCUAUUCCUUCAGACCACUGAUCUCAGGCAUAAGUCCAGCAGAGAAAGAUCUAUCCAGUAGCACAGAAAAACUGCAGAGACCCAACAAAUAAUCAUGUGCCCCACCCAAAGGUAAUGAAUUAGACUUGGAAUGGUGACAAAGAAGAGGAGAUGCCUAUUUAGGGUCAUUCUCAAAACAACAUAUGAAUUUUCUACAGUAAUUUAAAAAAAUCAAACUUGAAAGCAUGUAUUGAACAAUUUAUUGCAGCUGGGUUACUUUUAAAACUUUGUCCAUAACUUUAGCACUAUACCAAAAACUACAACAGCAAAGAGCAAAGUGCAAUCCUGCACCACCUGUACAUGCAGACAAAAGUGGACAGUUGAAGACACAAAUAAAUAGGAUUUAAUGGUAAGAGUCAAUGGCCUUUUCCAAAUUAAAAGGUUCUAUGUUUUCUAGGCCUUCUGUUUCUUAGGUCAUGAAAUGACACAGUGGUAUGAAUCUGAGGAAUAUCUAAUGUGACUUCUGUUUUUACAUUCUUUGUACCCUUUAAACUAGGAAAUUGAUAAAGCAGUUGGAAGAAGAACAAACAAACACAACCACGUUUAAAACCUUUUUACUCUUUCUGUAUCAUAAAACACUUCAGGGUACUUCAGUGGGCAGUAUUUCUUAUUUGCAUAAGAACUUUGAAAAGAAAUCCACUGAAGGCUUUUUUUUCUUGGGAAUAAACUACUAUUUUAUACACAGGAUACAUAUCUUUGCUUAUUUCACACACAAAACCAAUUUUGUAGUGAUAAUUUACUGUCUGAUUUUCCCACCUCAUAAUUAUAGGCCUCCUCCAAUUAAAAUUUUUCACAAGCUUGAAAUUAAUAAACUAUCAUUCCAAUUUUGAAGUAAUUUUAUGAAAUCAAAUAGAUGAAAAAAUGCAUGCUGCUCUGAUUUCUUGAAUGUAUUCUAUAUUGUUGAAUUUGUGGGCAGGAACUUCAGAAAAAUGAUUACCAUAAUUAUUCUAUGGACAAAAUAAAGCAGUAUCAUUUUUUUCUUUUUGUCAGCAAGACAACAGAGUUAUUUCCCAUUGUGUGUGAAGUACAUUCUUUCUGAUAUGUUUUGAACAUAGCAUUUCUGGUCCUCUGGUUUCUACAGCAUUUAGUUUGGUCCACAUUUGGACAGCAGAGCUGUAAUUAAUCUGAGCUCUCAGCUCAUCCGAGUCCUGUUCUCCCUGACUUUAUUACAGCUGUUCCUCAGUGGCCUGUUUGCAUGAAUAUUUGCACUGCCCAGGUCCAUUUCCCCAUCCCAUAAUUUCACCCGUGCUUGAGAGCUGCAGCUGGGGAAGCAGAGUUUCAGAACUUGCCAUGUGGGUAUGAACAGAUUCAACCUUUCCACUGUACAGAACAGAGCUCUGAUUUUAAACAGUGUUUUACCACCCGGUACUGCACAAAUUCAAGUGGCUUUUUGAACCACAUCAAGUCCACAGUCAUCAGGUGACUGCUCCAUUUAUGUUCAAGGCAUUGGCACACAAAAAACUCAGCUGUGUUUUAUACUUCACUGUGAUUAUGGGCUGCUCACAGCACAUGGAUGUGGAUGUUGUCAGCAAAUACAAGAAACAUCAAAUAAAAGUUGUAUG
Molecule: messenger RNA, 4863 nt
Organism: Motacilla alba alba
Lineage: Eukaryota; Metazoa; Chordata; Aves; Passeriformes; Motacillidae
Product: aromatase
Exons: 10
Coding region: 110-1639 (509 amino acids)
Molecular function (GO): heme binding; iron ion binding; monooxygenase activity
Source: RefSeq, a predicted model, not a curated record